Messenger RNA from Adineta steineri, 594 nucleotides. The record is from the annotation of a GenBank genome assembly. Lineage: Eukaryota; Metazoa; Rotifera; Eurotatoria; Adinetida; Adinetidae.
AUGAUGAGCAAUAGUGGCAUUAUGCCUCAUAAAACGAAUAUGAUACAUAUCAAUCAAAUAGAAGAGAAUUCGGUUUCCGCAACUACACCAACAACAGAACAACAUACAUCUACAAAACAAAAUAGAAUCAAAAGAACAAAAGAAGGUGAUGAUUCAUUUGAACAUGAACAUCGUGUGGUUAAUACACGUAACCAAUACUUAAAUAGCGCUGGCUCUCGGUCAAUACAACAACAACAGCUAAAUCCAACGACAUCUCGUACUGCAGUAAGCCACGGAGACUCGACAACCACACGUUCAACGUUUCCGCCUUUUCGGAUUACCUUUGUAGCUGAUAGUACACCAUCGGAAUUAUCAAUCAUCAAAGAUAUUAACAAACAUUGUCGUAUUGGACUUUCAUAUGGUCGUUACUCAUCUACUGGUAGUAAUAAAUGUUUUCUUCUAUAUGCCAAUAGUAGUGAACAAUUUGAUCGUUUGAUGGACAAAACAACAUGGCCAAUUCAGAUAUGUUCUUUAGAUUAUGAAAUUACUUCCCCAUCAAAAGUACCAACAUCUUAUUCAAUUGUAGAUAUUGGUGUUCCUGCUCAAUGGAAAUGA